CUACUCAUUCAUUAAAUUGAAAACAUGGCCGUCGGUGCGCAGAAACCUCUGCUGGUUCUCUCUAUUUUAUCUCUUAUUGGAGCGAUCGCAGGCUUCAGGUUGGAUAAUCUAUUGUACAGACGUCUAGGGGAAGAUCCGGACGUCAACAGGAAUGCGAGUCAACUGAUAACCAGCAAAGGCUACCCAUGCAAAGAAUACUCUGUCCAGACCGACGAUGGCUUCAUCCUCGGCGUCCAGCGCAUCCCGUACGGUCGCAACGAAUCCAAAUACACGCCACGGCCGGUCGUCUUCCUCCAGCAUGGCCUACUGGCGUCGUCCACUAACUGGUUGACGAACCUCGCCAACGAGAGCCUGGCGUAUAUUCUGGCGGACGCGGGAUUCGAUGUGUGGCUGGGUAAUGUGAGGGGAAAUGAUUAUUCGAAGAGAAGCAUCAAGUAUAAGCCCGAACAGGUGGAGUUCUGGAAGUGGAGCUGGGAUGAAAUGGCCAAGUUUGAUCUUCCAGCGAUGCUUGGGCUCGCUUUGAAGGAAACCAACCAACCAGAUCUCUUCUACAUCGGCCACUCACAAGGAACUACCAUUGCCUUCGCUGAGUUCUCAAGAAACUUUGAGCUGGCUGCCAAGGUGAAGAUGAUGUAUGCCUUGGCACCAGUGGCUAGAGUUAGUCACAUGACCAGCCCUCUGCAUUAUCUAACAUACUUUCUACCAGAAAUACAAUUUCUCUUUGAUAUAUUGGGCGAAGGUGAAUUCAAUCCAAGCAACGAGUUUGUCAAGUGGCUUGCUCGAGAUCUCUGCCCCAUAGAAGAGACGAUAUGUUCUAAUGUUCUCUUUGUCAUCUGUGGAUACGAUGAGAAGAACCUGAACAUGUCUCGUCUUCCUGUAUACUUCAAUCAUGAUCCUUCUGGGACCUCUGUCAUGGAUGUUGUUCACUAUGCCCAGAUGGUUGAUUCAGGCACAUUCCAGAUGUAUGACUAUGGAUACACAGACAACAUGGCAAAAUAUAACCAGAGCACCCCGCCCCUAUACAUCCCAGAAAACAUGGCGACACCAGUCUCCAUCUUCUGGGGCAAGAACGACUGGCUCGCUGACCCUGAGGAUGUCCAGUGGCUCAUACCCAAGCUGAACAAGGUCCUCCAAGGCAACUACCAGUUCGAUGACUACGAUCAUCUGGAUUUUAUCUGGGGUAUGGACGCUCCGUCCCGGGUUUACGCGCCGAUCAUUGAAGACUUGAAGAAAAGAUCCAAUAUGACAUUAUAGCGGUAGUGUAUAGUUGAGUAGUUAGAUGUCCAGUUGCUCAUACCCAAGCUGACCAAGGUGCUCCAAGGCAACUACCAGUUCAACAACUAUGAUCAUCUGGAUUUCAUCUGGGGGAUGGAUGCUCCGUCUCGCGUUUAUGCGCCGAUUAUACAAGAUAUGAAGAAAAGGUCCAAUAGGACAUUAUAGCGGUAGUGUAUAGUUGAGUAGUUAGAUUUAUACUCAAAAGGUUCACUUUUAUUAAAGACGAACACUGUGAAAGCGAUGAUUUCCAUGUGGUAGUUUCUUGCGCCGAAUGUGCCGAAACCUGUGCAAUGUGUCCUAUAAAACAAAUGUCUUUUAAAGAGAUGAUUACUACCACAAAAUUGAAGAAUAGGAAGGAUUUCGGAAAUGCUAAGGCUUUCUCUCUUGCACUCAUGAGAGUUAGCCACAAGAAUGAACAGAAAGCCGAAAGCGGAUAAUAUAAGGGGAAACUAAAGAAACAGAUUGUGUGAAGAAAAAAAAA
Strongylocentrotus purpuratus (purple sea urchin) is the source of this 1756-nucleotide messenger RNA. RefSeq names its product gastric triacylglycerol lipase. NCBI's taxonomy places the organism in Eukaryota, Metazoa, Echinodermata, Echinoidea, Camarodonta, Strongylocentrotidae. The record is from RefSeq and is a predicted model, not a curated record. The transcript is spliced from 8 exons. Gene Ontology annotation, biological process: lipid metabolic process. Gene Ontology annotation, molecular function: hydrolase activity, acting on ester bonds. Bases 25 to 1254 code for a protein of 409 amino acids.